CGUUAAACCUCAUCGAAGAAGAAUGUCAUAGAAGAAGUGGUGGCAUGCUUGAAGGUUAGCGACACAUUUAACGAAAUACAAUAACAACUACUAGUGACACACAUACUGGGUAGCAAGUUAUACACUUAUCGUGUAGAACAUGGUAAUAUAUCUACGUUUGGAUAUAACAAAGCUACUACACAAGUCGCGUUGAUUCCAGCUAGCUAUGACCAGCCUGUCCAGCUACGCCGUACGUAUGGCGCGUCUCAGCGCGCGUAUCUUCGGGGAUGUGGCGCGUCCUACGGACGACAAGUCCAUGAAGGUGGUCCGGCUGUUCAAGGAGCCGCCCAUGGCCCAGAAAAAGGAGGUGUAUGACUGGUACCCUCAACACAAGAUCUACUAUGCCCUGACACAGAAGCUACGAUACAUGGGACUCUUCAG
This is a messenger RNA of Salvelinus sp. IW2-2015, 420 nucleotides long. RefSeq names its product mitochondrial ribosomal protein S33 (gene mrps33). Gene Ontology annotation, cellular component: mitochondrion. The record is from RefSeq and is a predicted model, not a curated record. Lineage: Eukaryota; Metazoa; Chordata; Actinopteri; Salmoniformes; Salmonidae.